Molecule: messenger RNA, 2110 nt
Organism: Cyprinodon variegatus (sheepshead minnow)
Lineage: Eukaryota; Metazoa; Chordata; Actinopteri; Cyprinodontiformes; Cyprinodontidae
Gene: nup50
Product: nucleoporin 50kDa
Exons: 8
Coding region: 175-1518 (447 amino acids)
Biological process (GO): protein import into nucleus
Cellular component (GO): nuclear pore
Source: RefSeq, a predicted model, not a curated record
GGUGGGGCGCGCGGACUCAGCGGCUGUGUGAAAUGGCGGCUCUGGUUUAAACACACUGAGUUGAUUCCUGUGAAUUUAGCGGCGCUCUUAGAACGGUUGGCUUCAUCCGGCUGCAGCGGACAGUCACUGGGAGACAGAGAUCGGAACUGGACUCGUGUUUAAAGAGAAGGUGUGAUGGCGAAGAGGAUCGCUGACAAAGAGCUGACAGACAGGAACUGGGAUCAGGAGGAAGAGGGAGAGGAGGCGGGGACUUUUUCACUUGCAAGUGAGGAUGUGUUGAAGAGUCGAGCGAUAAAGAAGGCAAAACGCAGAAACACAGGAGGAGAGAGCGAAGGGGGAGGAGCUUUCAAAGGGUUCAAAGGCUUCUCUAUGGCUACGCCUUCUACGACUCCUACUGCCUUCUCUGGGUUUGGAAACGCUGGAGGCUUUAAAGGCUUUGGAGGUCUGAGCAACGGGAACAGCACCACUCCUUCAUUUGGAGGUUUCUCUUCUCCACCCAAGUCUGCUGCUGCCAUCGGUGUAACGUUCAACGGGCCGUCCUCCUCCCAGCCUGCUGCUGACAUCAGCACCCAGCAGACCAACGGCUCUGCCCCCAGCCCGACUCAGAGCUCCGGUAACAAGGAGUACAGCCGGCAGCUCACAGCGCUCAACUGCUCUGUGCGCGACUGGAUCACCAAGCAUGUGAACAGCAACCCUCUGUGCGACCUUAACCCCAUCUUCAGGGAUUACGAGCGGCACCUCGCCAGCAUCGAGCGGCAGUAUGGAGCGGGCUCUGCCGACGGCGGCUUGGAAAAGAAGCAGGGAUCUACCCCUCCUCCUCCUUCCUCCUCCAGCAGCGGCUCAGCAGCUCCGUCAGCUGCUUUGUUCUCCUUCAGCAAAACCACGACAGAGGAUCCAGCUCAGAAAAGCUCCAGCUCUGCUCCCAUCCCUGCCGGGGUCACUUUCAACUUCGGUGAGAAGGUGGACGGCUCCGUCCUGGGAUCGCUGGCGUCUAAAACAUCUAUCCCCAGCUUCUCCUUCUCCUCCUCCUCGUCCAGUCAGACCUCCCUGUUUGGAGCUUCAGGACCUGCUGCUCCGCUGCCCUUCGGUGGGAAUAAAACCCAAAACGCUGCAGAAGACAAUGCAGAGGAAGAGUCGGAGGAGCCCCCAAAACCAGAGGUGAAGGAGGUGAAAGAGGACGACGCUUUCUAUUCAAAGAAGUGUAAAUUAUUCUACAAGAAGGAGUCGGAGUUCAAAGAGAAAGGAGUGGGAACGCUCCACCUCAAACACACCGCUGAGGGGAAGACUCAGAUGAUCGUCAGAGCCGACACCAAUCUGGGAAACAUCCUGCUGAACAUCAUCGUCCCGCCUGCUAUGCCCUGCUCACGGGUUGGGAAGAACAACGUGAUGGUGGUCUGCGUCCCGAACCCGCCGUUUGACGACAAGAACCCGAGCACCCCCGUCCCCCUCCUGAUCAGAGUGAAAACCUCCGAGGAUGCAGACGAGCUCCAUAAGACCCUGGAGGAGAAGAAAGGCUGAGCCCCCUGCUACCGGAACCCACCUGCACCGCCCUCCCUGAGCUUUUAACAGGCCCCGCCCACUCAUCCUCCCACUCUGUCGUACCCACUCAUCCCCGUAGAGCUGUUCGGUCAUCAUGCUGUGAAAUGUUAUUGUUCAAAUCAGAAGCAGGUCGUUGUGUGACUUUAUUCCCCUCUGGUUCCACGCUGCUGUCCCAGUUCUGUUUUAAUCCGGACGUCACCGGACCGAAGCGUGAACCCAGACGAGUUGCUUUGUUUGGGAGGGGGGGGGCUCUAAUCUAAGGGCCAGUCAAUUUGGUUUUACAAAUUAAACACCUGCAGUCACAGUUAGAUUUUUUUUUUUUCUAUGAAUAUUUUAAGGAGCGUUUAGAGUGAAACUGCUGAGUGAAUGUUCUGGAAACUAUUUAUUACGUCUGCAGGAUUUUUACUCUGAGAGAAGCUCGACUGAAUUGGUGUGGGAGUGUGAAACGGACCACUUUUACUUUGUUGUCCUGUUAACAAACUGUGGCUUUCCAAGUGUCCUUUGUUCGGCCUUCAGGAUGAGACCGUCAUCGUCUGACAACAUUUGUAAAGAAUAAAAGGAAAUAACAAUC